AUGAACCUACUGCGCCGCAGCGGACUUAACUGCAAUAUGUAUGGCAUUAUUCCAAGACUAGUUAAUGACCCAGGCAUGAAUUCUCCCGCUUUUUCGACGCCCGUUACAUGGCAGGCCCCCAGUAUCGUAUCAAAUUGGGAUUCCAAGAUGGGAAAAGCGUGCAGGAGGAGAAUGACGUAUGGCCAAGGAAAGCCUGGAGCGCAAGGACCACCAAGAUUCGCUAUUUGGGACUACAGGGCAAGCAUUUUAAGACCGUUAUCAUCUCGCAAGUUUCUCAAAUUAAACCAGACGCCCGACUUAAGACAAUUUUCCAGAAUUGAUGCCAGGACAGAGUUAGCACGAAGUGCCCGAGGCUUUUAA
Histoplasma capsulatum G186AR is the source of this 360-nucleotide messenger RNA. RefSeq lists its product as uncharacterized. The coding region runs from base 1 to 360 and encodes 119 amino acids. The record is from RefSeq and is a predicted model, not a curated record. The transcript is spliced from 2 exons. Lineage: Eukaryota; Fungi; Ascomycota; Eurotiomycetes; Onygenales; Ajellomycetaceae.